Molecule: messenger RNA, 3337 nt
Organism: Diachasmimorpha longicaudata
Lineage: Eukaryota; Metazoa; Arthropoda; Insecta; Hymenoptera; Braconidae
Exons: 11
Coding region: 298-2985 (895 amino acids)
Biological process (GO): detection of chemical stimulus involved in sensory perception of smell; sensory perception of smell
Cellular component (GO): plasma membrane
Molecular function (GO): olfactory receptor activity; odorant binding
Source: RefSeq, a predicted model, not a curated record
ACAUCCAUCCAUCCAUCCAUUAUUUGGAAUAUAUUCUUUUCACUGGACAUCUGAUACAAAAAAAAUUGUUACUACUUUCACUUCUUAUGAAACAUUAAGUUAGAAAUUUUUUUAGUAUGUGAAAUUUGGAGAUUCGGUUCUGUUUCGUAUUCCUCGAGCUUCCAACUGCUUUGAGUGAAUCAUCCUCAGGUACCUCGACCGCAUGCGCAUGCGUUUUAAAUUCUAAAAUAUAAACCCCCUCGUAAAGUUUUCGAUAUUCCCAACCCCCAGUAGACACCCAAGUCCCCUGGCGUCAGAAUGUCUCUCAAAUUUUCGGAGCUGUCCUUCCCGAGCAAGUCUCAAACGUACCAUCAUUGUGAGCUCCAAUACACUCAAUGGCUGCUAACAGCCCUCGGUAUAUGGUCUAUGGUAUCAACAAACAUUACCCGAAAGGCAAAAGUCUCAUCUCUCUUCUUGGUUUGUCUCAUUCUAUUCGCCAUAGCCUUCACUAUAUUGCCCUGCAUCGUAUUCGUAACCGUCAGGAUGACGACUAUGAGGAGUCGGCUAGUGUUCUUUGGUCCUCUAGGAUUUCGCAUAACGAAUUUGUUGAAGUAUCUCUUUAUGAUGUACCGUGCUAAUAUGUUGAAAGCUUGUGUGUGUUGUAUAGAAGCAGAUUGGGCAGGUGCUACGCGAAAAGAUCAACUGGUUAUGGCGAAGAGCGCCGAAUUGGGAAGAAAAUUGACGAAAUUAUGUGCUUUUUUCAUGUACAGCAGUGGAAUAUUCUUUCAUGUGAUGACAUUUCUUCGGCCAAAACGCACAGAUGCAUUCAAUGUAACAAUCAGACCGCACGUUCUACCGGGGUAUGAUUUUAUCGUCAAUUCUCAACUCACCCCGACUUAUGAGAUUAUCUUCGGAAUCAAUUGUCUAUGUGGUGCAGCUAUUUAUACCGUUGUCAUAGCCACAUGCAAUCUAGCCGCUGUUUUCGUCGGUCAUGUCUCUGGACAAGUGCAAGUUAUCAGAUUGAAGCUUCUCAAGUUGGAAAAGUACGAUCAGGACUUCGAGAAGAGCGCGAAUAUCGGUAACGAUAUUGCCUACAUAGUAAGAUGUCAUGUAAAAAUAUUGAGAUUCGUGGAAAAUGUUCGAGAUCUCCUGCGAGAAAUUUGCCUGGUUGAGGUGGUGCAUUCGACUACUGUCAUAUGUUGGCUCGAUUUUUUUGUGUUAACGGGGUGGAAAAACAGUGAAGUAAUAUUCAUAGUCACAUACAUCUUAUUGCUCAUCUCCUUGACAUUCAACAUUUUCAUGUUCUGUUAUAUUGGAGAGAUACUGAAGAAUCAGUGCGGAUCUGUGGGUUAUAUGACUUACAUGAUAACCUGGCAUCGCAUGCCUAAAGAAACUAUUUCAUCGCUGAGUCUGAUAAUAGCCAUGGCAAGGUAUCCCUGCACCAUAACCGCUGGAGGAAUGAUGGAGCUGACAAUCAAAAGCUUCGGUUACGUGAGUGCAAAAAAUCAUUUCAACGAAUCUCCAGUUUCUUUAUGGAAUUUUUAUUACACAGAUAAUGAAAACAUCGCUGGGGUAUUUUCAGAUGUUACGAACAAUCGCCGCAUGAGUCUUCAGCACAUCAAUAAGGUUCAAUCAUAUCACGAAAAAAUCCGCUCUAGGAUAUCCUCCAAGCAAUUUAUAAACUGUAUGAGACAAGACUAUUUUCAAUAUUACCCUAAAGAAAUGCUCGCCUUAGCACCCACAUUGUUCACGAUUCACUGUCUUUGCGUGAACAUGUCUCCCACGAGUUCUAAAAAAAUCCCCAAGACCCGGUCUAGUCGCAAACACAAUGCCUGCAUUGAACAUGAACUUCAGUAUACCAGAUGGGUCCUUAAAUCCCUUGGUAUCUGGUCGAUGGUGUCUGAUGACACCACCAAUUUGGACAGAAUUGCAUCUUUCAUACUAAUAAUUUUAAAUCUAUUUGCUAUUGUGUUCAUAUUAAUCCCGUGCUUGCUGCACAUGUUGUUGAAAGAAACAAAUCCCAGGAGACGACUCCAUCUCGUCGGCCCCAUAGGGUUUCGCAUCUCCAACAUAUUGAAGUACUUUUCCAUCAUGUUUCGCGUGGACAUCAUCAAACAGUGCCUGAAUCACGUGGAAAAUGACUGGUCGUACAUUGAUUCGGAAGUUGAGCAGAAGCUUGUUAUGAACAAUGUCAAUGUAGGACGAAAUUUAACGCGUCUCUGUGCUAUUUUCAUGUUCAGUGCUGGGGUAUUUUACCACACAGUGAUGCCGCUAUUGAGGAAAAAAAGGAUCAAUGCAUUCAAUAUGACAAUUAGACCGCACGCCUAUCCUGGCUACGAUUUUUUUAUUGACUCUCAAGCUUCUCCAACAUAUGAAAUAAUCUUCGUCUUGCAUUGCAUCUUCGCUGUCGCUGGUUAUUUCAUGACUAUUGCUGCCUGCAAUUUAGCAGCGACAUUUGUCACUCAUAUUUGUGGACAAGUACAAAUAAUAAAUGUGAAACUACAGAAUUUAACUCGGUGCACUGAGAAAUCCAGUAUUGCAGAGAGAAUUGCUUCUGUCAUCAAAUGUCACGUGAAGGUGUUGAGACUGUCCAGGAUGAUUGAAAAAAUUCUACGAGAGAUUUGCAUGGUGGAAGUGGUGGCAUCAACUCUGAUUAUAUGUCUACUAGAAUACUACUGCAUGACUGAGUGGAAGGACAGCGAAACAGCAUCACUAAUCACGUAUUUCUUGCUACUGACAGCACUGACAUUUAACAUUUUCAUUUUCUGCUACAUCGGAGAGAUACUGAAAGAUCAAUGUCAAGUCGUGGGUGAAAUCACGUACAUGGUUGAAUGGUAUCAGAUACCCAGUAAAAAUAGUCUCAAACUUGCACUCAUCAUCGCCAUGGCCCGAGUUCCACAGAAAAUUACUGCUGGGGGAAUGAUGGAACUGACAAUUCAGAGUUUCGGAUCUGUCAUCAAGACAUCGGUAGCGUACCUUAAUAUACUACGGGCCAUGGCUGACUAACAGCCUUCAACUGAUAGAAAUAUAGAAAUAGGUUUAUCACUAGUUUAUGAUAUCGCUGUCAUUGAAGUAAUUCUUUCAUGUGCAUGCUCUCGAUGUAAUGACGAGAUUCUAUAGACUUAUAGCGGAAUUUUCUAAUGAAAACCCUCUGAUUGACAACACCUUACAUGUCUGUCUUAUACGUCCACGGCGGUAAUAAAGAUUCAAUUUGGUAAUUCCAACUGAGUAGCAAAACUGAUAGAAUACUAUUCUCACGAGUGCUCCCAACCGAAUGUUCUACGUCAUAAAAAAUUUAGAAUAGCGGCUAUACCCGAUCCAUAAAGGAUCCAGUGCUCAUAAAUAUUGACUGGUGAGU